AUGGUGGGCACAACAAAAAUAAAUAAGCUAAUGCCUGCUUGUAUUUCAUCAAAAAAGGUUGAAAAUGGUAUUAAGGAUGACGAAGAGCAAGUGGAUUCAGAUUCCUCUACUUCUUCGGGAUCAUUCAGCUCGCCCCUGCUCUCCUCCUCUUUACUCCGUUCCACUGCUGUCGCUGUGGGCUCCCCAGAUGCGGUGGCCAGCUUUAUAACAGGUGCUAGCUGUAGAUCCUCAGGGGCACCCGAAUCCCCAGCUGAUCCAUCCUUGCCACUCAGCUCGACCACUGGCAGCACUACUCGUACUACGAGCCUCCGCCAGGCUCUAACUGCCGUAGUCAGCAAGAUGAUGCAGAUCAUUCCCAACCACUCGCCUCCUGAUUCAUCCCCUGCUGAAACUGCGAGAGCCUUGGAUUUUAGAACCAGCUCUGGUACUUGGGAAGCUGAUAUUAUGACACUUAGGACCGAGGAAGUUCCACUUACAGAGGGAGUUUUUACGACUUCAAUGGGUCCGCAGUCCCUAAUAGCGAAGAUAGAGUGA
Protopolystoma xenopodis is the source of this 534-nucleotide messenger RNA. Lineage: Eukaryota; Metazoa; Platyhelminthes; Monogenea; Polystomatidea; Polystomatidae. The record is from the annotation of a GenBank genome assembly.